Nomascus leucogenys (northern white-cheeked gibbon) is the source of this 8773-nucleotide messenger RNA. It is a transcript of the gene ANKRD50, whose product is annotated as ankyrin repeat domain 50. The record is from RefSeq and is a predicted model, not a curated record. Gene Ontology annotation, molecular function: protein binding. Lineage: Eukaryota; Metazoa; Chordata; Mammalia; Primates; Hylobatidae.
AGUCACUGCCCUGACGGCGGCGGCGGCGGCGGUUGGCCGGUGGGGGCUGGGGCGAGCACGACCGAUUCUGCUGGGAAAGCUGGAACUGGCAGCCGCCGGGGGCCAAGAGGAGGAUCCGGAGCUGGGAGCGUGCCCCGGGCCUGGCGGAGGAGGCGGCUGCAGUUGGAGUGGAGUCCCGGGAGCGCUGCUGGCGGCGACUUCUCAGCGAAGCAAGUGUCUGAGACUGAGAGUCCGCAGGAGCGGCAGCGGCAGCGGCAGCGGCGGCCACGGCGGCGGCUGGGGCCGAGUUACUUGUGGAAUUGUUGAUUACCUGGACGUCUUAAAACCAAGAAACCUAUGAACAGGUUCAUUAAGAAUCUGCUGUCUUGAAAAAUGCAUUUUAUGAAUGCUUUGAAUUAAGAAGGUGUUAACAGUGGUUGUCAUUUCUGCCACAUAAGAGACUAUAAUCUGAAACAGUUCCCUGGCAGUUGCCCAGAUGCCUGAAACUGGCAAGAUCUAGUACUCUGAGUGAUCAUCCUUCAACGAGAAAUACAGAGCUAUUUACAUACUGUACCUCAUACCGUAUAAAUGUAAUCUCUCUGAUUUAAUGCAGUGGACCUCUUUUCUGAAUCUAAUUGUCAGAUGCAGAAUUAACACUUGGAAUCUGGAGAAGCAUUUUGUACAAAUUGAAAGAUUGGGUUUUUUCUUUAGUUUUCCAUGUAUUGUCUCAUCUCUGUUCUUGAAACAUCCACAAUCACAUAAACUCCAUUUAUAACCAUGGAGUUAUGUGACUCAUUGAAAUAUAGGAAAAGUGUUGCUGAGCUGUGGAAUCAGGCGUUUUUCCCUCAGUUCAACAACUAAUGCAUAGACUGCUGAUCAAGAAUAAGGAACCAAAUAAAGUCAUGCACGUUCUGUUGACAGAUGAACUCUGUGGCUGUUGAAUUUUACUGUAACUAGUUACUGUCUUCAGAGUCAACUUAAUAUACAAGUUAUGUCAUAAUGGAUGGAAAGACCUGUGUUGAUGUAUCCAGACUCUAGCAAAUGAAGAUAAAAAACCUAUUAUGACUAAUCCUUGGGAAGAGAAAGUCUGCAAAAUGGCUCAAACCAGUUUACUGCAAGGGAAGCAGUUUUACUGUAGGGAGUGGGUUUUCCACAAGCUUCAGCAUUGCCUCCAGGAGAAAAGUAACUGCUGCAAUAGUGCUGUCAAUGCACCAUCACUUGUAGUGAAUUCUGGGAAUAAUGCUAGUGGUGUCUCUGGAAAGGGAGCUGCCUGGGGUGUGUUGUUGGUAGGAGGGCCUGGCAGUGGCAAGACGGCCCUAUGUACUGAACUCUUAUGGCCAAGUUCACCUACAAGUUUGCAGAGAGGUUUACAUCGCCAAGCUUUGGCCUUUCAUUUCUGCAAAGCCCAGGACUCUGAUACUUUGUGUGUUGGAGGGUUUAUUAGAGGUCUAGUAGCCCAGAUCUGCCGCAGUGGACUACUCCAAGGAUAUGAGGACAAGCUAAGGGAUCCAGCAGUCCAAAGCCUCUUACAGCCUGGGGAGUGCGAGAGAAACCCAGCCGAAGCAUUUAAAAGGUGUGUUCUACUCCCUCUUCUGGGAAUGAAGCCUCCCCAGCAAAGCCUAUACCUGCUUGUUGAUUCUGUUGAUGAAGGGUGUAACAUUACUGAAGGUGAACAAACGUCUACCAGCUUAUCUGGGACUGUUGCAGCACUUUUAGCUGGUCACCAUGAGUUCUUUCCACCAUGGCUAUUGCUUCUCUGUUCUGCCCGAAAGCAGAGUAAGGCUGUUACUAAAAUGUUUACUGGUUUUCGAAAAAUAAGUUUAGAUGACCUUCGGAAGGCAUAUAUUGUCAAGGAUGUUCAGCAGUACAUUCUUCAUCGUUUAGAUCAAGAAGAAGCUUUGCGACAACACCUCACAAAAGAAACUGCAGAGAUGUUAAAUCAACUGCACAUUAAAAGCAGCGGAUGCUUUCUUUACCUAGAACGAGUUUUAGAUGGAGUUGUAGAAAAUUUUAUUAUGUUAAGAGAAAUUCGUGACAUCCCAGGAACUCUAAAUGGUUUAUAUCUCUGGCUGUGCCAAAGACUUUUUGUAAGGAAACAAUUUGCAAAGGUUCAGCCUAUUUUGAAUGUGAUUCUUGCAGCCUGCCGACCUUUGACCAUAACGGAAUUAUAUCAUGCAGUAUGGACCAAAAACAUGUCGUUAACUUUGGAAGAUUUUCAACGCAAGUUAGAUGUCCUCUCCAAACUUCUUGUUGAUGGACUAGGAAAUACAAAAAUACUGUUUCAUUAUAGUUUUGCAGAGUGGCUUCUGGAUGUAAAACACUGUACUCAGAAGUAUUUAUGUAAUGCAGCAGAAGGACACAGAAUGUUGGCUAUGAGUUAUACCUGUCAAGCCAAGAAUUUAACACCAUUGGAAGCACAAGAAUUUGCAUUGCACUUAAUUAACUCAAACUUACAAUUAGAGACAGCGGAGUUAGCUCUGUGGAUGAUAUGGAAUGGUACACCUGUCAGAGAUUCCCUUUCUACUUUAAUACCCAAGGAACAAGAAGUGCUACAGCUGUUGGUUAAAGCUGGGGCUCAUGUCAACAGUGAAGAUGAUCGCACAUCAUGCAUAGUUAGACAAGCCUUAGAAAGAGAGGAUUCCAUUCGGACAUUAUUAGAUAAUGGAGCUUCAGUAAAUCAGUGUGAUUCAAAUGGGAGAACAUUAUUGGCUAAUGCUGCAUAUAGUGGCAGUCUUGAUGUAGUCAAUUUACUUGUCUCUAGGGGAGCAGAUUUAGAGAUAGAAGAUGCUCAUGGACAUACACCACUCACCCUAGCAGCUAGACAAGGACAUACCAAGGUGGUUAAUUGUUUGAUUGGGUGUGGAGCAAAUAUUAAUCACACUGAUCAAGAUGGUUGGACAGCAUUAAGAUCUGCUGCUUGGGGUGGCCAUACUGAGGUAGUUUCUGCACUACUUUAUGCUGGCGUAAAAGUGGAUUGUGCAGAUGCUGAUAGCCGAACAGCUUUGAGAGCAGCAGCAUGGGGAGGACACGAGGAUAUUGUACUGAAUUUGCUACAACAUGGCGCUGAAGUGAACAAAGCUGAUAAUGAAGGUAGAACUGCUUUGAUAGCAGCAGCAUACAUGGGACAUAGAGAGAUUGUGGAACACCUACUGGACCAUGGAGCAGAAGUAAAUCAUGAGGAUGUUGAUGGCAGGACUGCACUCUCUGUAGCUGCACUUUGUGUGCCUGCAAGUAAAGGGCACGCAUCAGUUGUUAGCCUUUUAAUUGAUCGAGGUGCUGAAGUGGAUCAUUGUGAUAAAGAUGGCAUGACUCCACUGCUGGUAGCUGCCUAUGAAGGACAUGUUGAUGUGGUUGACCUGCUUCUAGAAGGGGGAGCAGAUGUAGAUCACACAGAUAACAAUGGUCGUACACCCCUCUUAGCAGCAGCUUCUAUGGGUCAUGCAUCAGUUGUAAAUACACUUUUGUUUUGGGGUGCAGCUGUGGAUAGUAUUGAUAGUGAAGGUAGGACAGUCCUCAGUAUAGCUUCAGCACAAGGAAAUGUUGAGGUGGUACGUACUCUACUGGAUAGAGGGUUAGAUGAAAAUCACAGAGAUGAUGCUGGAUGGACACCUUUGCACAUGGCAGCUUUUGAAGGGCACAGAUUAAUAUGUGAAGCACUUAUUGAACAAGGUGCUAGAACAAAUGAGAUUGACAAUGAUGGACGAAUCCCUUUCAUAUUAGCUUCACAAGAGGGUCAUUAUGAUUGUGUUCAAAUAUUACUGGAAAACAAAUCCAACAUCGAUCAAAGAGGUUAUGAUGGAAGAAAUGCACUGCGGGUUGCUGCAUUAGAAGGGCACAGGGACAUUGUUGAAUUGCUUUUUAGCCAUGGAGCUGAUGUUAACUGCAAAGAUGCUGAUGGUCGGCCCACACUUUAUAUCUUGGCCUUAGAAAAUCAGCUUACAAUGGCCGAAUAUUUUUUAGAAAAUGGUGCAAACGUAGAAGCAAGUGAUGCUGAAGGAAGGACAGCACUUCAUGUGUCUUGUUGGCAAGGCCAUAUGGAAAUGGUGCAGGUCCUGAUAGCAUACCAUGCUGACGUCAAUGCUGCAGACAAUGAAAAGCGCUCUGCUUUGCAGUCUGCAGCCUGGCAGGGCCAUGUAAAAGUGGUUCAGCUUCUGAUUGAGCAUGGUGCUGUAGUUGACCAUACAUGUAACCAAGGUGCAACUGCACUCUGUAUUGCAGCCCAGGAAGGGCACAUUGAUGCUGUGCAGGUCUUAUUAGAGCAUGGUGCUGAUCCAAACCAUGCUGAUCAAUUUGGACGCACUGCUAUGCGUGUUGCAGCCAAAAAUGGACAUUCUCAGAUAAUUAAAUUAUUAGAAAAAUACGGUGCAUCUAGUUUGAAUGGCUGUUCACCAUCUCCUGUUCACACAAUGGAGCAAAAACCUCUACAGUCAGUGUCUUCAAAAAUGCAGUCAUUAACAAUUAAAUCAAAUAGCUCUGGUAGUACUGGUGGAGGGGAUAUGCAGCCUUCGUUACGUGGUUUACCUAAUGGGCCAGCUCAUGCUUUUAGUUCUCCUUCAGAAUCUCCAGAUUCUACAGUUGACCGGCAGAAGUCAUCACUGUCAAAUAAUUCCCUGAAAAGCUCAAAAAAUUCAUCUUUGAGAACUACUUCAUCUACAGCAACGGCUCAAACAGUGCCAAUUGAUAGCUUUCAUAACUUGUCAUUUACAGAACAAAUUCAGCAGCAUUCAUUGCCACGCAGUAGAAGUCGACAGUCAAUUGUUUCCCCAUCUUCCACAACACAGUCCUUAGGACAGAGUCAUAAUUCACCAAGCAGUGAAUUUGAGUGGAGUCAAGUAAAGCCCAGUUUGAAGUCAACUAAAGCAAAUAAAGGGGGGAAAUCAGAAAAUUCUGCCAAGUCGGGAUCAGCUGGGAAAAAAGCGAAACAAAGUAAUUCUUCACAGCCAAAGGUUUUAGAAUAUGAAAUGACUCAGUUCGAUAGAAGAGGACCUAUAGCCAAAUCCGGGACUGCUGCACCACCUAAACAAAUGCCAGCAGAAUCUCAAUGCAAAAUUAUGAUACCUUCAGCUCAGCAGGAAAUUGGUCGAUCUCAACAGCAGUUUCUUAUUCACCAACAAAGUGGGGAACAGAAGAAGAGAAAUGGAAUAAUGACAAAUCCAAAUUAUCAUCUUCAGAGCAACCAGGUUUUUCUUGGUAGGGUUUCAGUCCCACGAACAAUGCAAGAUAGAGGGCAUCAGGAAGUGUUGGAGGGAUACCCUUCCUCAGAGACAGAAUUAAGCCUUAAACAAGCUCUGAAGCUUCAGAUUGAAGGUUCUGACCCUAGCUUCAACUAUAAAAAGGAAACACCAUUAUAAAAGUUUCCUAUUCUGUGAAACAGAAGACAUUGUGAUGGAGUGGUUCUUCAGCUACUGGAUGGAAACAUAUGCCUGUUAAUUUGCUGAAAAAACAAACAAAAUGAAGAAUGUGAUCUCUGCAGUACAGUUACCUUAAUUACUGUAAUGUGCCUAAAUAGUAAGGCUGCCUUCUCAAUGUAACCCUCUGUGCUUAAAAAAAUUUAAUUUUAUGUGCUUUGUAUUCACUACACAGGAAUAAGCACUUUUUAAAAAUGCAGAUACAUGCUGCAGUUCCCUGAUAAAAGCUGAAAAGAAAAUUUGAGUAUUUUAAGUUAAGAUUUGAUAAAAAAAUGUGCAUGUGCCAUAAUCAAAUAUAUAUGAAAAGGCAGUGUUCCUUGUAUUUAUUUUUUUUUCUUUUUGUGGCAAAAGAAACUUAAACAUACUGUGUCAGUCACAUUGCAUUGUAGUGUAUGGCCUGUUUCUUGUAUCUUUAAAGAUGUUGCUCAAUAAAACAAAUCUUGCAACUGUUCUAUGUUCACUACACCUUCAGCAUUGGAUAAAAAUCAGUUUCUAUACAUUGAAAUGAAAAAAUGAUUUCUUGGCAGUUUAAAAAAAUAUUUUAUAGUAGUUUAGGGAGCUGCUUUAAGUAGUUUAAAUCUGGAUUUUCCCAGUAGAAUUCUUCUCAUCUCUGGCUAAACAUGUCAGAACAAACAACCAACCAGUCUGUAGGCAGAAUAAAGUCCUAUUUCAUCCGCUGGGAUACAAUUUCACCUUCCAUUCACUUUGUCAUUCCACCUCUAAGAAGACAGACUAUCAUUCCUGAGGCAUGAAAAUUCUCAGGGACAAAGCCAUGCCUCAGUCACAUGUGUGUGCAGAGAGAAAUGCACCUAUCUAAGGGUAGAUUUUUGAUCCCUGAAUAAUUCAUUGACUAAACUGACCUCUUCCUCCUGGCUAAAUAAAUUAAUUUUGCUGGCUUCUCUCUCAGCGGUUUCUAUUUUGUAAAUUGCUGCAUGACCAAAAUAGCCCCACUCAAAAUAAAUUGAAUUAAUUUUAAUGGUUUGGUUGGAUGAAUAUAAAAUGUGCUGUCCUUCACAGAUGACACCACUCACCUGUCAAUCAUAGCACAUGUGUACUUUUUAUUGUUACUUAAUAGUGAUAGAUUUGCACUAUUCUAUCCUCAUACUCUUUCCUGUUUUCUUCUUUGUACAAUUGCAUGCAGGAGGGCUGGAUGCCAGGGUUAAGAGAGAAAUUCAUGACAAGGAAGGUAAAAUUGGUUCAAAUGAGCAUGUGACCCACAGCCUUAGUCUCCUUACUCUUAAAUCAGUGGAGCUGUAGCUUAGAUGGGUCGUUUAUAUGUCUGGAAAAGUUGUCAUAACAGUUUAGAAGCCAAAGUUGUGGAUUUGAUCUUAGAAUGGGCCUGUUAGUCUUAUAGAACCCAGAAAUUCUGUUCUUUUCAUAUACUGUUGAUAAGGAGGAAUGAGGAAAGAGAAUCUGGAGAUUCAGCACAAAACCAUUGCUACUUCUAGAACAAAAUCUUUAGAAUAUGUCCUAAUAACAAAGGUCAGUAAUGUCAUCUUCAUAUAUGAAGGACACAUGUGAUACAUUGUUCGUGGAAAUAGAAAUGUGUAAUUAUGAUAAAUGUUUCACUUGAAUCUUAUUGUAAGGCUUUUCUUGCUUUUAUUUUUUAAAGUCAGCAAAACUCAUUUUGUCUGUCAUCUAUAAGUCAUAGUAAGGACUACGAGAUAAGUUGAUAAGUUCAAUUGAUAUUAAGGUGACAUGGCAAUAUUAGUAACUCAGAUGUGAAUGUUUCAAGUAUUGAAUUCUUGUCCCUAUGGGACAUUUAUUAAAUACACUUAAUAGGACUCUUGCAAAGUAGCCUUAAAAGUGUUAAUGAGUCUAUUAAUAAAUAUGAACACAUACUAUUAUUAGAACCAACUUUACUCAUAUCUCAAAUACAGUACAUUUACAUUACUGUAGAGGAUGAAGCUCUAAUUUCUAUUACAUGUAUUUUUCUUUAGAACGAGAACCCUGAAAGCUGCCAGUUUUCUAUUAACUUUGAAUUAUUGAAAUUGUAUUUAUUUAAUUUUAUUGUUUUUACAAAAUUGCACCUUGUGUCCAAAGGGCGAAGAUAUGGCAUUGCAUAAGGGAUUUAUGUUUUUCAAAGAGCUAACUGUUUUCAUAUCCGUACUAUAUACACUUGAAGCAGUUAGUAGGAAGAGAACCUAUUGGAAAAAUAUGAUUUUCAAAAGUAAGUAUUCCUCGGGAUGUUUUUAUAUAAAUUAUGUUUUGGAAUAGAACAUAAAUGACUUUGAGUUAGGAUAAGGAUGGUAAGAUGGGUGCUGGAGAUGCUCUGCCUUGCUUAUUUGUUUCUGUGGGGGAUUUAAUACUAUAAAUGAAAAUGGCUUCUGCUCCAUUAAAAAGUAAACAUUGUCCUCCAAAUAUAAAACUCCUUAAUAGAUAUUUUUGAAAUUAAAAUCUUUAAAUUUUAUAAAUCAGUUGUUGCCACUACACAACUAUGAUGGCAUGUGCUUACAACAUUUUUAUAACAUUCCGUCUGUGUCUAUUCCCUAAAUAUCAUGAGUUUAUAGUAAGGAAAGUGAUAAAAAUACAGUAAUGAAAUAAAAAUCUGAAUGUUUCUAAGAAAGGUUUUGGAAGGAAAAAUGACCUGAAAUCGGUGCGUACUGCAAAGUACAGCCAAUAAUUUUUGUUCUUUGUCUUCACCCCCACCCUCACUGGAAUUCUCACCAAAAAUUUGAUACUUAAAAAACAGAAGUAAAUACUUUUCUCAAUAUUGUUUUGGCUAUGCAAAUAUUUGUUUUGCUUAAUGUCCUCCAUUUACACUUCUCAGCAAAUGUAGUUGCAAACAAAUGCUUUUUAUUUUUCCCUUGGUUUGAGGUAUGUAAAUAGCCUAAAAUGUACAUUGAAUUUCACAUUGUAAAAGUUUUAUUUUAUCCCUUGUAUGAUAUUACUCAAAAAAUCCCUAUGUAUAUGAAAGUGCAUAAUAAAUAUAUUUGCUUUACAGAGAAGAUCUUGUUUUAAUUUUGUCCUUGAACCAGUAGAACAUGCAUGAUAUGCAUAUAGUAUAAACAACUGUUAGUUGUUUUAAGUUAUUAUCUUAAAUAAAUCCUGAGCAAAUGAAUUUGGAAACAUUUUGCAAAGCAGAAAGUGAAAUACAACACUGUCCAAAGGAAGGUAGAAAAACAGAAAGAUUUAAUGUUUAUGUCUUCCUAAGCCUUUUUAAGGACUUAAUGUUCUUUCUCCCCCCCGUGACUGAUUAUAUACUGUAUCACACCAUGUCAGGUUUUGUGCCUCUGAGAAUUGCAGUAAUCCAAUAAAUUUUGUAUAUGUGUGCUCCUUGAUCAUCAGAAUAUUAUGGCCAUCUUAUGGUGGAUAUUUUGGGAGUUUAUUGCAAACAUGGUCAUUCAUUUUCUAAAUAAAAUUUGUGUGUUUCUUCACUCAGUAAA